Panicum virgatum (switchgrass) is the source of this 1930-nucleotide messenger RNA. RefSeq names its product dof zinc finger protein 2-like. The record is from RefSeq and is a predicted model, not a curated record. Bases 306 to 1427 code for a protein of 373 amino acids. The transcript has 2 exons. Gene Ontology annotation, biological process: regulation of DNA-templated transcription. Gene Ontology annotation, molecular function: DNA binding; DNA-binding transcription factor activity. NCBI's taxonomy places the organism in Eukaryota, Viridiplantae, Streptophyta, Magnoliopsida, Poales, Poaceae.
UCCCUUGCUCUUCCUCCUGCCUUCGCCCAGGCCAGCUAGAGCACAUAAAAAAAUUGCAGAAAAGAAUCCCACUAUCUCAUGACAUAUGGAGGAGGAGACUAGAGAAGGGGGGAGCAAUUCCACUCGGGCCAUCCACAGGGCAUUCCUCCUCCCUCGCCUCGCCCGUCCCAUCCAGUAGUAGGCUCCUCCUCAUCUUCUUCCUCCUGCUCCUGAGCUCGUCUUCUCCCUCGCUCGAUCGGCCCUCGUUCGCGCGCAGGGAGAAGGGAGAAUCGCUGGCGAGGAGCGCAAUUGGGAUCCUUGCAUGCAUGGAUGCGGCGCAGUGGCACCAGGGCCUAGGGCUAGGGAAGCCCAUGGAGGAGAUGCUCAUGGCUGGAAACACAAAUCCUAACCAGCAUCCGAAUCCCCCGCCGGCCACGCCCUCGGCGGCACCCGGCGCCCAGAGGCCUCCUGGCGCUCCGGCAGCAGCCGCGGCAGCGCCCGGCGCUGGCGCGGCCGCGGGGGCCGGCGCCGGCGCCGGCACAGAGCGGCGGGCGCGGCCGCAGAAGGAGAAGGCGCUCAACUGCCCGCGGUGCAACUCCACCAACACCAAGUUCUGCUACUACAACAACUACAGUCUGCAGCAGCCGCGCUACUUCUGCAAGACGUGCCGCCGCUACUGGACCGAGGGCGGCUCGCUCCGCAACGUCCCGGUGGGCGGCGGCUCCAGGAAGAACAAGCGCUCCUCCUCGGCCAUGUCGUCCGCGGCCGCGGCCGCCGCCUCUACCUCCGCGGCGGUGUCCGGCACGAUCCCCGUGGGGUUCGCGGCCAAGAACCCCAAGCUGAUGCACGAGGGCGCGCACGACCUCAACCUGGCGUUCCCGCACCACAACGGCCGCGGCCUGCAGCCGCCCGAGUUCGCGGCGUUCCCGAGCCUGGAGAGCAGCAGCGUGUGCAACCCCGGAGCGACCAUGGCGGGCAACGGCGGCGGCGCCGCUGGCAGGGGCAUUGGCGCGCUCUCGGCGAUGGAGCUGCUGAGGAGCACCGGCUGCUACGUCCCGCUGCAGCACGUGCAGCUAGGGAUGCCGGCCGAGUACGCGGCCGCGGGCUUCGCUCUCGGCGACUUCCGCAUGCCCCCGCCGCCGCAGUCUCAGAGCCUGCUCGGAUUCUCGCUGGACACGCACGGCACGGGGGCCGGGGGUUACAGCGCCGGGCUGCAGGAGGGCGCGGCCGGCAGGUUGCUCUUCCCCUUCGAGGAUUUGAAGCCGGCGGUGACCGCAGCCGGGGCCGCGAACAACAAUGGCGCCGAUCAGUACGAGCACAGCAAAGAUCAAGCAGGCGACGGCAGCGGGGCCAGCGGCGUCACCGGCGGCCACGAGACUGCAGGAUUCUGGAGCAAUAGCAUCCUCGGGAACGGCAGCAGCAAUGGCGGCGGCGGCGGGCCUUGGUAAAGGCGGCGCGCCAUGCAUGGCUCAUGCACGCGCCGUUGUCAGCAUGUGGAGAUAUAUAGGGAUAGAGACAGAGAAGACAAGGAUCGGAGUUAAUAAGAGGUGGAGGUGAUUAGUGUUCACAUAUGGCGUUUGAUCUCUCUGGUUGUUUGGUUUCUUUUCUUUUUUUCGGUUUCAUGGUGUUGUUCAUGCGUGUGGCGAUCGACUUGGGGGCUAACACAGCAGGAUAUACAGAUUAUUAAGGGUGGUGAACCGGUGAUUUACAGCUUCUCUCCUAGACGAUCUAUCAUUCCUGAUCGUGUAAUCCAAGGAGCAAGCUGCGUUAAUCAUGUGUCAAUGUUGUGCAUGUAGUGAGCAGCCUUUUACUACAUUGGUCGAAGUUAAAAAGCACAUGUACGGAUCUCGUAGAGGUUUGCGUGCGUGUUGCUGUGCUUUUAAAGCUUGCUUGAUAACACACAAUCUGGUUAGUCGUGUGUAUUAUUCCAGAUCGAUUGUAUUGGUUAAAA